AUGGAGCAUGACGCAGGACUUCGUCAGCCUGAUUUCUCCACCGCGGCAGGUGCCCUGAGGCUGGCAGCAGAACAUCUGGAGCUCUGCGACAAUCUUCCCGCGGUGGACGGCGGUGCUCGUCUGGCGCAAAGGAUGGAUGCUGUUUUGGAACAGCUCACCAUGCUAAACCGGAAGGUCGACGGCAUAGAUCGCCGGAUGGACGUCUUGGAUCGCAAGGUCACGGUGUCAAACCGCAACGCGGUGGUGCAGGCGCGGAAUGCCACAGUCGUGCGCGGAGAUAUGGACCUGGUGCCUUUGCACAGCGUCCUGACGGGCGAAGUGAUUGAGGUUUCCCUGACAAUGUCAACCAGUUGGAGAGAUUGCAUGUACGGGACGUCGAUCAACUGUUACGCCACAUGGGAAUCCACCGCCGGCUCGGCAGCGGAGAAGAAGAGGAACCUGAAGUUUGCCACCGGGCUGGUCACACGGGAGCUGUGA
Hirsutella rhossiliensis is the source of this 477-nucleotide messenger RNA. RefSeq lists its product as uncharacterized. The record is from RefSeq and is a predicted model, not a curated record. The transcript is spliced from 3 exons. The coding region runs from base 1 to 477 and encodes 158 amino acids. Lineage: Eukaryota; Fungi; Ascomycota; Sordariomycetes; Hypocreales; Ophiocordycipitaceae.